This is a messenger RNA of Anopheles stephensi (Asian malaria mosquito), 1031 nucleotides long. RefSeq names its product OCIA domain-containing protein 1 (gene asrij). The transcript has 5 exons. NCBI's taxonomy places the organism in Eukaryota, Metazoa, Arthropoda, Insecta, Diptera, Culicidae. Bases 135 to 938 code for a protein of 267 amino acids. The record is from RefSeq and is a predicted model, not a curated record. Gene Ontology annotation, cellular component: endosome.
UGUCAGCUGGGUGUGUGUGUGUGUACACCGGCUCUGUUUCAUCGGAAUUGCUUAUUUACGUUUUUGCUGCUAGAUAACAACACAUCCUUAUCGAAUCUUUGCACGAAAUUUCAUAAAAAGUAUCCGUUUUCAUUAUGCAACAAAACAACCUAUUGCAACAGCCUGAUGACCCGCAGCGAAAUGCACUGAACUACCAAUUUUCUCCGGAAGAGCUGCGAGUCCUUCGCGAAUGCAAUCGUGAAUCUUUCUUCCAACGAUCUCUUCCGCUGGGAACGGUCAUGGGCUUUGGAGCUUGGUAUGCAGUACACAACAAGUAUCUGAAGCCAAGUGUUCGGUUUGGUCCUGCCCCGAAGAUAUUGGUUGGCGUUACGCUUGGCUACUUCAUCGGCAAGAUCAGCUACCAGAGCAAAUGUGCCGAGAAGAUUUUGCAGCUGCCCAACUCCCGAUUGGCCGAUUUGAUGCGUCAGCGUCGACAGGGAACAACAGGAAUGGCCGAUAAGUUCCUUCCGGAUCAAGGGUUCGGCGCUUCGAGUAUGCUGACACCAUUCGAAACCACUCCGGCACGCGACCGCCAGGCGGACGCAUCUUUCCUCAGCAACGGUUCGAUGAAUCUAUACUACGAUGGCCCACAAUACUCCGGGCUAGAUGAUAGCGGUCGUCCAACUGUUGACUCUACCACAAACUUCGAAGAGGAUCUCCAGUUGCCACUGGCACCCAAGGCAUCCAAAAGCUACGAGGAGCUGCGACGGCAGAACCGUGAAGAGUAUCUGAAGCGUCAGCAGCAACCCUACCGACCGGCCACGGUCCUCGAAGACAGUCCACCCAUCCGGCGUGAUGCGGCAGAACGGCGAGCCAGUGCAUCUUCGGCCGAGGAACCUUCGAUGCCGCCGGGUCCCCCUUCCGUCAGGAACAAGUACGGCGAUGCAUGGUCACAGUAAAAGCAGUUCUUCAAAGCAUUUUGUGGUUACUUAUUGAAAAGCUUAGUAGACAUUAACGAUACGCGCCCAAAUACAGCAUUAGCUAAAAUCACA